CUCGCCGGUUCACUUCGUAGUGGUCGCAGUUUUUAAGUUGAAAUAAUGAAAUUGUUUAUCGUGUUGAUUGUUUUCCUGGGCGCAGUCUCAGCCGGUGAAAAGGAAACUUUUCUCAAAAGAUUCAGAAAUUAUCUAAAAGAUGUCUGGGAUGACGUUGCGACUAUUACUGAAGACGCUGGUGUUGUAGUGAAAUUUAUUGAUAGCUAUCCAUUAUUACAUGCAGCCUCAAAGGGUGACAUAGAAGCGGUCGAGAAAAAAUUAAGCAAUAAAAGGUUUCACGUGGAUUUCACCACUCCAGAUCUCACGACGAUGUUGAUGGAAGCUUCCGCUUUUGGUAAAUAUGACAUGGUUAAGUUAUUAAUUGAUCGCGGGGCUCAUGUAACACAUUCCAAUAAAUAUGGAUUUACGGCCUCUGACUAUGCCAAAAAAAACGGCCAUUACAACAUUGUGCAAUUAUUAGAGAACAAAGAUACUGAAAUGGUACUUUAUGAACCACUAACUAAUGAUGCAAGACGUUUAACAAGCAACAGCGGAGCUACAAAUGAACAAAAUUUUAUGCAUAUAACUUUCCUCACUCUAUUAAUGUAUGCCUUUGCCCGUGUUUUUCAGUGAAUAAAAACAUUUUAUUGAUAAUUUUAUAUAGCCGUA
Molecule: messenger RNA, 648 nt
Organism: Contarinia nasturtii (swede midge)
Lineage: Eukaryota; Metazoa; Arthropoda; Insecta; Diptera; Cecidomyiidae
Product: ankyrin repeat domain-containing protein 50-like
Exons: 8
Coding region: 46-612 (188 amino acids)
Molecular function (GO): protein binding
Source: RefSeq, a predicted model, not a curated record